This is a messenger RNA of Trematosphaeria pertusa, 552 nucleotides long. RefSeq lists its product as uncharacterized. The record is from RefSeq and is a predicted model, not a curated record. The transcript has a single exon. NCBI's taxonomy places the organism in Eukaryota, Fungi, Ascomycota, Dothideomycetes, Pleosporales, Trematosphaeriaceae. The annotation marks the transcript as partial.
CCCGCGCAGAGCACGGACGAGUCACCCGCCAACUUCGGCUCCCUAACCAACAAGCCCGACGAAGCCGUCAUCAUCAACUCGUGCUCAUACCCCAUCUAUCUGUCGUCGGUGAACUCGAAUCCGGCGAACCCCACGAACUGCGACGGCGACGGCGUCAACGGGCACGAAAUCCCCCCCGGGGCGACAUACAGCGAGCGCAUCCGCGAAUGCGCAGAGGGCGGCGUAUCGCUCAAGAUCGCCAAGCAGAGCAGCGGCGCCAAACCAAUGCAGAUCGAAUACACCAAGAGCAGUGAGCUGUACUACAAUCUCAGCUUUCUGGACUGCAUGGUCCCCGGGACGACGGACUUGAGCGCGUGCGCCGGGCACGAGGAAGGCGUGCAGAUUGCCAGUGCGAAGGGAUGCCCUGUGUGGGCCUGUCAACCCGGUGAGUACUGCGAUACAAAGGGUUAUACGGUGCCGGAGUAUGGGAAUCAGAAUGUGGCUACGCCGAUUGGCGGGUGUGGAGCGGGUGAAGGGCUCGUUCUGGAGCUUUGCGCUGCCAAGGGGGCUUGA